AUGUUCCGCCACGAGUGGAUGAGCCAGAUUCAGGAGGCGAAUGCCGCGGAGGAGGACCCUCGCGAUGCGAUGGCCCGCGAGUACAACCUCAACUUUGUGCCGAUGGACGGGAACAUCGCCUGCCUGGUCAAUGGCGCCGGCCUCGCCAUGGCCACCAUGGACAUCAUCCACCGCUACGGCGGCAGCCCGGCCAACUUCCUCGACGUCGGCGGCGGCGUCUCGCAGACGGGCGUCGAAAACGCCUUCAAGCUGAUCAUGACCGACCCGAAUGUGAAGGCCGUCCUCGUGAACAUCUUCGGCGGCAUCGUCAACUGCGAGAUCAUCGCCAAGGGCCUCAUUGCGGCCAAGUCGGUGCUGACGGUGCCACUUGUGGUCCGAGUUGAGGGCACCAACGCCGAGCGGGCCCGAGAGCUGCUGGCCACGGUGCCGGACAUUAUCGCGGCGAGCAACCUCGACGACGCGGCGCAGAAGGUGGUCGCCUUUGCCAAGCCCUGA
Molecule: messenger RNA, 495 nt
Organism: Rhagoletis zephyria (snowberry fruit fly)
Lineage: Eukaryota; Metazoa; Arthropoda; Insecta; Diptera; Tephritidae
Source: RefSeq, a predicted model, not a curated record